AUGCACUGGGGGGUUGGCUUUGCCUCGUCCAGGCCGUGCGUGGUGGAUCUGAGCUGGAACCAGAGCGUCUCCUUCUUCGGCUGGUGGGCCGGGUCCGAGGAGCCCUUCUCCUUUUAUGGGGACAUCAUCGCUUUCCCUUUGCAGGAUUACGGUGGGAUCAUGGCAGGGCUGGGCUCCGAUCCCUGGUGGAAGAAAACACUUUACUUGACCGGGGGAGCUUUGCUGGCCGCAGCUGCGUAUCUGCUCCACGAACUCCUGGUCAUUAGGAAACAGCAAGAGAUUGACUCCAAAGAUGCUAUUAUUUUGCAUCAGUUUGCAAGACCUAACAAUGGUGUCCCCAGUUUGUCUCCUUUCUGUUUGAAAAUGGAAACUUACUUAAGGAUGGCUGACUUACCCUAUCAGAAUUAUUUUGGUGGAAAACUCUCUGCUCAAGGGAAAAUGCCUUGGAUUGAAUAUAAUCAUGAGAAAGUUUCUGGCACAGAAUUCAUAAUUGACUUUCUGGAAGAGAAACUUGGAGUGAAUUUAAACAAAAACCUUGGCCCUCAUGAAAGAGCCAUCUCCAGAGCAGUGACCAAGAUGGUGGAGGAGCACUUCUACUGCCAUGUUCUCGCCUUGAGGAGACCUCGAAUGGGCUUUCCCGUGAGCUCUAAAUCCCAAUGGAGAAGAGACCCCUGUCGCUCCGGUGAUAAGAAGUACAUCAUGGGGCCCAAGCUUUCUACUCUCGAUGCCACUGUCUUUGGACACUUGGCACAGGCAAUGUGGACCUUACCUGGGACAAGACCUGAGCGGCUGAUCAAAGGUGAGCUCAUCAACCUUGCCAUGUACUGUGAGAGGAUAAGGAGGAAAUUCUGGCCUGAGUGGCACCAUGAUGAUGACAACACCAUCUAUGAGUCCGAGGAGAGCAGCGAAGGGAGCAAAACCCACACGCCCCUGCUGGAUUUCAGCUUUUACUCAAGGACAGAGACCUUUGAAGAUGAGGGAGCAGAGAACAGUUUUUCCAGAACCCCAGACACGGAUUUCACCGGACACUCGCUCUUUGAUUCUGACGUGGACAUGGAGGACUACACAGACCACGAACAGUGCAAGUGA
Molecule: messenger RNA, 1089 nt
Organism: Puma concolor (puma)
Lineage: Eukaryota; Metazoa; Chordata; Mammalia; Carnivora; Felidae
Source: RefSeq, a predicted model, not a curated record